Messenger RNA from Hibiscus syriacus, 1875 nucleotides. Its product is annotated as probable E3 ubiquitin-protein ligase RHC2A. Gene Ontology annotation, cellular component: cytoplasm. The record is from RefSeq and is a predicted model, not a curated record. Bases 208 to 1314 code for a protein of 368 amino acids. Gene Ontology annotation, molecular function: ubiquitin protein ligase activity. The transcript has a single exon. Gene Ontology annotation, biological process: protein ubiquitination. NCBI's taxonomy places the organism in Eukaryota, Viridiplantae, Streptophyta, Magnoliopsida, Malvales, Malvaceae.
ACAACUCGAGAAUCAACAAAAUUCCGUUAAAGUAAUUGCAAUCGUAUAAACCACUCGCUUAUACCGUUGAGUGUUCCUCGCUCCCUCUCCCUCUCCCUCUCCAUCUCCCUCUCCCUAUGUAUUUGUAUUUCUAGGGUUCUUUUAAAUUUCUACGAUUUCUCAGUUUCCACGUUUUAAUUUAUUGGUAAUCUUUUUGGGUUUGUUUCCAUGGAAUCGAUUAGAUCUCCCUAUUGGUGCUACAGAUGCAACCGCUUCAUUCGGAUCCGGGUCCGUUCUCCCCAUGAUUCGAUCAACUGCCCCGACUGUGGCGGAGGGUUCAUCGAAGAGAUCGAAACGCCCUCUCGAUCUCCCAUCCACCACCGUUUCCCUGCCGCCGCCAUGUAUUCCGACACGCCAAGCCCCGCUCUCAGCCCAAGCCCCAGCGCCACUCCUCAUUUCCGCCGCACUCGUCGAAACGCUGGUGAUCGCUCCCCUUUCAAUCCUGUUGUCGUCCUCCGUGGACCCACCUCCGAAGCCGAUGGUAUAGUUACCGAUAGAGGUAAUAGAAAUUUUGAGCUUUAUUAUGAUGAUGGGUCCGGAUCGGGUCUUCGUCCCCUGCCUGCAAGCAUGUCGGAGUUUUUAAUGGGGUCAGGUUUUGAUCGGCUUCUUGAUCAGUUAUCUCAAUUAGAAGCGAACGGGGUUGGUCGUCUCGAUCAACCGCCUGCCUCCAAAGCGGCAAUUGAAUCAAUGCCGGUGAUAAAAAUCCUAGGAAGCCAUGUAAGGUUGGAAAAUCACUGUGCAGUUUGUAAAGAGCCUUUCGAACUCCACUCGGAAGCUCGUGAAAUGCCUUGUAAGCAUAUAUACCAUAUGGAUUGUAUUUUACCUUGGCUUUCCAUUCGAAACUCUUGUCCAGUUUGCCGCCAUGAAUUGCCAACAGAUAACAACGGAAAUAACUUGGUGGAAAACGGUGCUGUUAGAGAUGAAGAAGCUGUGGGAUUAACCAUAUGGAGGUUGCCGGGAGGUGGGUUUGCUGUGGGGAGAUUUACAGGAGGGACGAGAGCUGCGGAGAGGGAGUUUCCAGUUGUGUUUACUGAAAUGGAUGGUGGAUUCAAUAAUGCAGGUGCUCCGAGGAGGAUUUCAUGGGCGCCUGGUGGGAGAAGGUCGCAAGAGAGUGGAGGAUUAGGACGUGUAUUUCGGAGUUUUGUUUCUUUUUUCGGGAGGUUUAGAAGUUCAUCACGUUCAGGCUCAGAUUCUGGAUUUACAAGGAGAAGUACAUCGAGUUCAGUGUUUGGGAGGUCAUUGAGAAGGGAUAGCCGAUGGGAUUUUGAGGAUUGAACGAUGGUUGAAUGUAUCUUUUGUCCGUUGUUAUGUUAACCUUUCUUUCGCAUUUAAUCUGAUACUACAUUAGCUGCAGUUUUCUUCAAGGGAAAGGGAUGUUUGUAUGUUGUAUGAUUUUACUUUGUUGUAAAUAACAACACUUUUGGUGAAGGAAUGAAGCAUUGUUCGUAUUUAGUUCCUGUCGAAAGAGAAAGAAGCUUUGAUGAGUCGUUAUGUGCACCAACGCAGCAGAAGAAGUGAAUGAAGUCGAAAGUUUUGUGGCUAGUAGGGUCAUUUAGUGGUUGCUGAGGUACUAACCUCGCAUAUAGAUUUAUCUUAGGCCUAAAAAGUUCAAUUCGUAAGUUUCUUCGCCAUAAUUUAUGUUGUUCUAUCUUUCUUACAUGUAUUUAUUAUCAGAAAUCUGUUGUUUAUUUGCAGUUAAUUCAAUUGAGUUGUUUAUGUUAUCUUUUGGGUUUACUUGACUAGAAGGCAAUCUACCUGCAGCCACUGUUCUACUUGUUUUAUUGUUUGUUUGAAUUACUUAAUCAUGUGAUGGAUUCUGCAAAUUUUAAUUGUGCA